AUGGAUUCCUUUGAAUCAAACGAAAAUCACCAAAUCGCCAGCAACGGCAACACUCGCUCAAACGCCAACGAUCACGGCUGGCAAAAAGUCACUUACCCGAAGCGCCAGCGAAAGCAGAAAUCCGCAGCAGAUUCCGCCGCCAAUAAUUCUCAUCCCGCCGCCAAUGACGGCAACAAGCCAAAUAAUGUUUUCCGUUCUCUCGAGCUUCAAUCCGAGGACCGACGCCGUAAAAUUCUCGAAGCUCAGACAGGUGCCGCAAAUGCCGCCGCUGUAGUUGAUACUCGAUCGAGAUCGAAGCACCACCACCGAUCUGAUGACGAUGAUGAUUAUGAUAGCGAUGAUGCUUUAGUUUCCAGAGAGAAUGCUAAGGCUGAGGAUAAGAAAGUGAAGCAGAAGAAGCCUAAAAAACCUAAGGUGACUGUAGCUGAAGCCGCCGCUAAAAUUGAUGCCGCCGAUCUUGCUGCCUUUCUCUCUGACAUAUCGGGGUCAUAUGAGGGGCAGCAGGAGAUACAGCUGAUGCGAUUCGCGGAUUAUUUUGGUAGGGCGUUUGCGGCAGUGAAUUCGUCUCAGUUUCCUUGGGUUAAGAUGUUCAGGGAGAGUACCGUUGCCAAGCUCGCCGAUAUUCCGCUGUCUCAUAUUUCUGAUGCUGUUUAUAAAACAUCGGCUGACUGGAUUAACCAACGCUCUGUUGCAGCACUUGGUUCGUUUAUAUUAUGGUCUUUAGACAGCAUUCUUGCAGACUUGGCAAGCCAGCAAGGUGGUUCUAAAGGUUCUAAAAAGGGUGUUCAGCAAGCCUCAUCGAAAUCUCAGGUCGCAAUGUUUGUGGUUCUGGCAAUAGUUUUGCGACGAAAACCUGAUGCUUUGGUUAAUGUAUUGCCAACACUUAGGGAAAGUUCAAAGUAUCAGGGACAGGACAAACUUGUGGUUAUUGUAUGGAUGAUAGCACAGGGAUCUCAUGGUGAUUUGGCAGUAGGAUUGUACUCUUGGGCACAUAACCUUCUGCCUAUAGUGAGUGGCAAAAGUUCUAAUCCACAGUCCAGGGAUAUGAUUUUGCAGCUAGUGGAGAAAAUUUUGUCUGCCCCAAAGGCUAGAUCAAUAUUGUUAAAUGGUGCUGUUAGAAAGGGGGAGCGCUUGAUGCCACCUUUUGCACUUGAAAUCCUGUUACGGGUUACCUUCCCUCCAUCUUCAGCUAGAGUAAAGGCUACUGAAAGGUUCGGAGCAAUCUAUCCCACCCUAAAAGAGGUGGCUCUUGCUGGCGCUUCUGGAAGCAAAGCAAUGAAACAAGUAGCACAGCAGAUACUGAGUUUUGCCCUACGGGCUGCUGGGGAAAGCAUUCCUGAGUUAUCUAAGGAAGCAGCUGGCAUUACAAUCUGGUGUUUGACCCAAAAUGCUGAUUGUUACAAGCAAUGGGAUAAGGUUUACCAGGAUAAUCUAGAAGCCAGUGUUGCUGUUCUUAAAAGACUCUUGGAGGAUUGGAAGGAGCUUUCGGUGAAAUUGGUUCCUCUCGAUCCUUUGAGGGAAACUAUCCAUAGCUUUAGACUGAAGAACGAGAAAGGAAUGGCACCUGAAGGUGAUGCUGCUCGCCAAGCACUCUUCAGUGAUGCAGACAAGUACAACAAGGCGCUAUCAGGAAAAUUGUCCCACGGCCAUGGUUGCCUUAAAGGUAUGGCCGUUGUUGUCAUUGCAUUGGCUGCUGGCGCUGCCAUCAUGUCAUCAAACAUGGAGUCCUGGGAUUGGAAGGAACUGCCUGUAUUUAUUAGCUCGCAAUUCUCUUUCUAA
Molecule: messenger RNA, 1779 nt
Organism: Dovyalis caffra
Lineage: Eukaryota; Viridiplantae; Streptophyta; Magnoliopsida; Malpighiales; Salicaceae
Source: the annotation of a GenBank genome assembly